Molecule: messenger RNA, 1691 nt
Organism: Archocentrus centrarchus (flier cichlid)
Lineage: Eukaryota; Metazoa; Chordata; Actinopteri; Cichliformes; Cichlidae
Gene: stard15
Product: StAR-related lipid transfer (START) domain containing 15
Exons: 6
Coding region: 130-915 (261 amino acids)
Molecular function (GO): lipid binding
Source: RefSeq, a predicted model, not a curated record
CAGAUAAAAGCUGCAGCAUCGGCCGCUGCCGCUCACAUCCCCCCCGGGACCAGAGGCAACCUGUCGGCUGGUGAGAGUGUGGCGCGCAGGCGCAGUCAGGUGUAAAGGUUGGUCGUCAGCUGAUCGGAGAUGCCGGUGCAGAUCCCGGACGACUCGGACUUCUGUUCGUUCAGAGAGCAGUGUCUGAGCACGGAGGGCUGGACGAGCCGCUACAACAAGGGAGGGGUGACGGUGUGGUGUCGCGAGGAGGACAGCAGCACGGUGCAGAAACUCAAGAUGAGGAUAGUGUGUAAGGAUGUGACGGCGGAGACGGUGUACGACGUCCUCCAUGACACCAGCUACCGCAAGAAAUGGGACACCAACAUGAUCGACACGUUUGACAUCGGCAGGCUGACGGUCAACGCGGACGUGGGAUAUUACUCCUGGAAAUGCCCGAGCCCACUGAAGAACAGAGACUUUGUGACGAUGAGAUCUUGGCUUCCACUCGGCAACGACUACAUGAUCAUCAACUACUCCGUCAAACACCCGAAAUAUCCCCCAAAGAAGGACUACGUCCGAGCCGUGUCCCUGCUGACCGGGUACCUGAUCCAGUCCAGCGGAGCUGCCAGCUCCACCCUCUACUACCUGACCCAGGUGGACCCCAGAGGUUCUUUACCAAAGUGGGUGGUGAACAGAGUGUCCCAGUUUGUUGCUCCAAAGGCCAUGAGGAAGAUCUACAAGGCGUCUCUGAAGUACCCAGAGUGGAAGAGGAAACACAACCCGGGCCUGAAGCCGUGGAUGUUUCCGGAGCAGAACACGCUGCCGUGCAUCAGCGUGUCGGAGCUGACGGUGCAGCGAGCCGACUCUCUGGAGAACAUCGACGAGAGCAGCGUGAGCGAGGAGAAGACGCAGCAGAGCGACGACGAGGAGACUUAAACACGGUGGACUUUGUCUGGUUUACUGUUUGUUGGUUUGUUUGUUCAGGUAAACUCAUGCUGGACAUGUUUCUGACUGCAGCUGCACUCUACACUCAGCUGGACCUCACGAACCUUUUCACAACCUUCUGUCAACUCAAAGUAAUCCGACAGGAUUGGUUUCAGGGCAGCUAAAAACACGAGCGCGCCCUCACAGCUGUUUCAGGUGUUCUGAGAAGGCCUUUGUUCAGGUUGAAGGUGGCCCGAGUUUCAUGUAAGCUUUCCUUGUAUUUGUAUUGCAGUGAGACAAAGAGCAUGCAGCAGAAUCCCAGCCCUGUCUGCAUGAACUGGUUGUGAUUUUAAAGCAUCUGUAUAGAAGCUACAGUGAGUACUGUGUCAGUGCUGGCAGGGUUGGAGCUGGGUUCAGAUGUGUGUGGAUAUUUAAAUAUUUACUCUCAUGGAAGCUGCUAACAGAAGAACUCAGGCUGAAAUGUGUGUAAGAGCUGAUUCGAAAGGUAAAAUCUUCCACUCUGUAAAACUGUGUGUCUGAAAAAAGUAACCAAACUAUAACCAUAGUCCUGAGUGCUGCGCUGGGUUCUUGGGUUAAAUGAUGUUAGUGAUGAUGUACCUGCUGUUUGUGGGACACCUGGCAGCUGGGUGCAGCAUGAAGCCACAUCAGUCUUCCUGCAGGUUUCUCACAUUUGUUUUCCUGGAUGUUUAACCUGAGCAAUAAAACCACAUUAAAUCAGCUCCAGUGUGUGAGUCAGUGUGACCACAUGACCUGGAUGUUUCAGUCCA